AUGUGGCGACUGCGGCUCCCUGUGACACCCCUGUGGGGGUCGGCUCUGCUCCUGGGGCUCUGCCUGCAACUGACGGCUCAGGGCCCUAUCCAAGGGAGGAAGCCCCUGAGCUUGGAAAUGAUUGUGCCCGAGUCGGUGACACAGGGCCAGGUGGUCUCGGUGAAAGUGCGCGUGACCGUGGACCUGAGCGAGUGCAUGGCGGUCCGCGUCCAGCUGCGGAAUUACACGAUGGUGGACUUCCCCCACGGGAACUUCAAGUACACGGCCUGCCUGUGCGGGGGAGACGUGCGCACCUACUUCUGGGAUGUCAGCGCCAACCGCCGCAUGGAGCUGGUGGCCUUGGCCCAGGCGGUCUGGGAGACGGACAUCUGCACGGAGGAUCUGGCCGUGGUGCCCGUCACCAAUGACUACGACAUCAAGUCGAAGAUGGUGGAGGUCCUGGCUUGAGCCGGGACCCUCUGCUCCCCCUGCCCGCCCCCAACCCACCUCCACUCCACAGCUCAGAGACACGGGAGGGCUCCCCGUCGGCCUGGCCCAUAAAACA
This is a messenger RNA of Tachyglossus aculeatus (Australian echidna), 544 nucleotides long. Its product is annotated as prolactin-inducible protein homolog. Gene Ontology annotation, cellular component: extracellular region. Gene Ontology annotation, biological process: proteolysis; regulation of immune system process. The coding region runs from base 1 to 447 and encodes 148 amino acids. Gene Ontology annotation, molecular function: aspartic-type endopeptidase activity. The transcript is spliced from 4 exons. The record is from RefSeq and is a predicted model, not a curated record. NCBI's taxonomy places the organism in Eukaryota, Metazoa, Chordata, Mammalia, Monotremata, Tachyglossidae.